UGCUUGUGUGUUUGAUAAAUUAAACAUCGUUCAUUCUCUUUUCUGUUCCUUUCUUGGUUGCGUCGUUGAGUUUUGCCUGUUUGGGAUAUUCUGAACUUUAAACAGGGUCUUGAACAAUGGCAGAUGCAGAUGAUCUUUUGGACUACGAAGAUGAAGAAAAUACUGAACAGACUACCACUGAGACAACAGCUAAUGAAGCACAAAAGAAAGGGGUCAAGGGCACUUACGUAUCCAUACACAGUUCAGGCUUCAGAGAUUUUUUAUUGAAACCAGAAAUUCUAAGAGCUAUAGUUGACUGCGGUUUUGAACACCCUUCAGAAGUUCAACACGAAUGUAUUCCUCAAGCUGUCAUUGGCAUGGACAUUUUAUGUCAAGCCAAAUCUGGUAUGGGCAAAACGGCAGUGUUUGUUCUGGCGACACUGCAACAAUUGGAACCAGCGGACAAUGUUGUUUACGUUUUGGUGAUGUGUCACACUCGUGAACUGGCCUUCCAAAUCAGCAAAGAGUACGAGAGGUUCAGUAAAUAUAUGCCCAGUGUCAAGGUGGGCGUCUUUUUCGGAGGAAUGCCUAUUGCUAAUGAUGAAGAAGUAUUGAAAAACAAAUGUCCACACAUUGUUGUGGGGACGCCUGGGCGUAUUUUGGCGCUUGUUAAGUCUAGGAAGCUAGUCCUCAAGAACCUGAAACACUUCAUUCUUGAUGAGUGCGAUAAAAUGUUAGAACUGUUGGAUAUGAGGAGAGACGUCCAGGAAAUCUACAGAAACACCCCUCACACCAAGCAAGUGAUGAUGUUUAGUGCCACACUCAGCAAAGAAAUCAGGCCGGUGUGCAAGAAAUUCAUGCAAGAUCCAAUGGAGGUGUAUGUAGACGAUGAAGCCAAAUUGACGUUGCACGGAUUACAACAGCAUUACGUUAAACUCAAAGAAAAUGAAAAGAAUAAAAAAUUAUUUGAGUUGCUCGAUGUUCUCGAAUUUAAUCAGGUGGUCAUUUUUGUGAAGUCCGUUCAAAGGUGUGUGGCUUUGGCACAGUUGCUGACUGAACAGAAUUUCCCAGCUAUAGGAAUUCACAGAGGAAUGGACCAGAAAGAGAGGCUGUCUCGGUAUGAGCAGUUCAAAGAUUUCCAGAAGAGAAUAUUGGUAGCUACGAAUCUCUUUGGGCGUGGCAUGGACAUUGAAAGGGUCAACAUUGUCUUCAACUAUGAUAUGCCAGAAGACUCCGAUACCUACUUACAUAGAGUGGCUAGGGCAGGCCGGUUUGGUACAAAAGGUCUAGCCAUCACUUUUGUUUCCGAAGAGGGGGAUGCCAAGAUUUUGAACGAGGUUCAAGAGAGAUUUGAUGUUAAUAUUACGGAGUUACCUGAUGAAAUUGAUCUUAGCUCCUACAUUGAGGGUCGAUGAUCCUGUGUGUGAAGACUGCCUGAGGAAUAAUCCAGUGUUUGCUAUCGUACUUUGUAUUUUAUAUUUUGGAUGUUAUUUUAAAAUGUGAUUCAGUUAAGGAAACCUAAUUUGUUAAUAUAGAUAGGCUAUAUUUUUACUUGAAUAGAUGGAUGACUUGUGAAA
Leptinotarsa decemlineata (Colorado potato beetle) is the source of this 1556-nucleotide messenger RNA. RefSeq names its product ATP-dependent RNA helicase 25E. The record is from RefSeq and is a predicted model, not a curated record. Gene Ontology annotation, molecular function: RNA helicase activity; nucleic acid binding; ATP binding. NCBI's taxonomy places the organism in Eukaryota, Metazoa, Arthropoda, Insecta, Coleoptera, Chrysomelidae.